Molecule: messenger RNA, 887 nt
Organism: Trichobilharzia szidati
Lineage: Eukaryota; Metazoa; Platyhelminthes; Trematoda; Strigeidida; Schistosomatidae
Source: the annotation of a GenBank genome assembly
GAAUCGUGGGUGACGCUACUCCAUUUUUCACAAGCUCCAGUCCGAUUACAUUUCUAGACAUCUUAGAGGAAUAUGCUCUUCCUCAAUGGACUCCGUCGAUCCUUAAUCAACUGCUCAUCAUCCUUCCAAACAACAUUUAGAAGACUGUUUAUUCAAGUUCAAGAGACUCCAAAUCCUAACAGUCUAAAGUAUUUUCCUGGCAAAGAUGUAUUGGGAUCUGGAACUAGAGAUUUCCCCUCUUUCGCUCAUGCAAAGUCAUCUCCAUUGGCGAGACAGUUGUUUCGAAUCGAAGGUGUUGAACAAGUGUUUUUCGGUCCUGAUUUCAUCACAAUCACAAAGAAUGACAACUAUGAAUGGGCUGUGAUCAAACCAGAUGUAUAUGCAACUAUAAUGGAUUUCUAUAGUUCAGGACAACCUGUUGUCGUUGAAGAAGAGAAAACGCAGGAUUCAAAUGAACCAUGUGAAGAAGACGAUGAGACAGUAUUGAUGAUUAAAGAACUCUUGGAUACACGGAUAAGACCUACUGUCCAAGAAGAUGGUGGCGAUAUUGUUUACAAGGGAUUUAAAGAUGGUAUUGUCCUGUUGAAAUUACAAGGUUCCUGUUCAAGUUGUCCAAGUUCUGUUGUUACCCUGAAAAAUGGUGUACAAAAUAUGCUACAAUUUUAUAUACCGGAUGUGUUAGGCGUUGAACAAGUAGAAGAUGAAUUGGAUAUGGUGUCUAGAGAACAGUUUGAAAAACUAGAAGAAGAGAUACAAAGUAAACCGAAGAAUGAGUGAACUAGACUAGACUAGACGAGAGGAAAGGAGAGGAGAGGAGAGUUUAACGCUGAAAUUUGAACAUUGUGUACAUACCUGCCCUAUUUCACUGCGUUACAAUCUACUAAACC